AUGACGAUCCAGACGCGCAUAGCGACCACCUCUUCGAUCGCAUUGAGGGCAGUCGCCUACCUCUUCCUGCGAUGGGCCGCCGUGCCAUUGAGCAUAUUUGCGCUAUUUGCCGUCUUUGCGCCAUCUUUCGUCUCAGGAUACAUCAAUGAACCAAAAUACGAUGUUGUUGAGGACGAAGUCGACGUCACUGUGAAGGAGACCAUCGCGGAAGGCGACGCCGAGGAUGAACCCAUCAACGGCCAUGUCGUCGCUGAGGAGAUCCAGAUCGAAGAGAUCCUCACUGUCAAGGAGAAGACCAGCCCGUGGAAGACCCUUCUUGCUGGCACGCCCAGCUCGACUAACCCUAUCCUCUCGGCCCUCACCUUCCUGAUCAAUGUCAUCUUGGUUGCGAUGACCGCAGACUUUCUCCUCCGCGUUCGCCACUACCACCCAGUUAACGACCUGUCCUUUGUGCGUCUAGGUUACGUCUCACCCACAGAGGCCAAGUUUGUCUUGCGCGAGCCCGACCAGACCAAUAUGCCCGUUACCCUAGAGAUGCGCAUAAAGGACCCGCAGCCGCCGUUCGACAAUCCUCUCUGGCAGCUUGGCGGAGGAACGAGGUACACAGACAACACGACUGACUUCACUACGACACUCACCGUUCCCCUAAAGCACUCACAGCAGAGGAUUUACGAGUGGCGCACUUCAAACAACCACAGUGGCGAGUUCGUUGCGCCUCCAAGGGCGGGUCAGAUGUCGGCCUUUGCAGACAACAAGUUUACCUUCCUCUCGACGUCGUGCAUUCUCCCGCGGUUCCCGUACAACCCAUUCGAGCAUCCCCUUGCCAUCCCAGGCAUGCGACACCUCGCUAAUGUGCUGCCGAAGCUCCAGGCACAGUUCAUGUUGUUCCUGGGCGACUUCAUUUACAUCGAUGUUCCCAAGCGUCAAGGCAAGUACGAGGAGGACUAUCGCCAAAAAUAUCGUCACGUUUAUGCCUCUCCGGACUGGGCUCCUGUUGCGCAGAACCUUAGCUGGAUCCACGUUCUUGACGAUCACGAGAUUAGCAAUGACUGGUCUUCCAACACCACGGGCGUCUACCGUGCCGCUAUCGAGCCGUGGCAUCACUACCAAGAGCUCGCGAACCCCCCUCCUGCGCGUGUUGCGGGAACUAGCAACCUCAGGAGAGAUGGUGCGACUUAUUUUGAGUUUGUUCAGGGACCCGCAAGCUUCUUCAUGCUGGACACUCGCUCUUACCGAUCCGAUAACGACCUCCCGUUCGACAGCCCGGAGAAGACCAUGCUCGGCGCCAACCAGCUUGAGGACUUCCUCGAUUGGUUAAACCGACCUGAGCCGAAGGGUGUGAAGUGGAAGAUUGUGGCGUCGUCAAUCCCGUUGACUAAAAACUGGCCCAUCAACCGCAAGGACACGUGGGGCGGAUUCUUAAUUGAGAGACGCAAGGUCCUUGAGGCUAUGUGGGAUGCUGGUGCGAGAGGCAUUGGUGUUGUCGUUGUUUCGGGCGACCGCCACGAGUUCGCGGCUACCAAGUUUCCACCACCUGCAGGUGGGAGAUGGCCCGAGACUGCUGCCGCCUACGAGUUCUCUUGCAGCCCUCUCAACCAGUUUGCUUCACCUCUGCCGAGCUAUAGGCAGAACGACGACGAAGACAUUGCUCUCAAGUACAUCCACUCUGGCAAUUCCAAGUUUGGCUCUCUAACCAUUGAGAAUCUGGCUGAGGGAGAACAGAGUAGUCUUAAGUACAGCCUGUACGUUGACGGCGAGGUCACGUGGAACACUAUGAUUUUGUCGCCUCCCCCGGUCAGCGGCGAGAAGACCUCGGCUUCGUUUUGGAAUAAGUUGAAGGGCAACUAG
Colletotrichum spaethianum is the source of this 1848-nucleotide messenger RNA. RefSeq names its product alkaline phosphatase D. The record is from RefSeq and is a predicted model, not a curated record. The transcript is spliced from 3 exons. Lineage: Eukaryota; Fungi; Ascomycota; Sordariomycetes; Glomerellales; Glomerellaceae. The coding region runs from base 1 to 1848 and encodes 615 amino acids.